This is a messenger RNA of Fraxinus pennsylvanica, 1278 nucleotides long. The record is from the annotation of a GenBank genome assembly. NCBI's taxonomy places the organism in Eukaryota, Viridiplantae, Streptophyta, Magnoliopsida, Lamiales, Oleaceae.
AUGCCUUCGGACACCACCAAAGAGGUUCUCGCCGAUCUCUCUCCGGUCAUCAAACUAUACAAAGAUGGCACCGUCGAGAGGCUCAUCAGUUCACCCCAUGUUCCUCCGUCGCCCGAUGACGCUGUCACCGGCGUAGUUUCUAAAGACUUGAACAUUUCGCCAGUGGUUCAAGCCAGACUACACCUCCCAAAACUCACAGAACCAAAUCAAAAGCUCCCGGUUUUGGUUUAUUACCAUGGCGGUGGAUUUUGUCUCGGAUCAGCCUUCACUUUCCUCGAGAACCGUUACAUUAACAUAUUAGCGGCUGAAGCAAAAGCUUUAAUCGUUUCUGUUGAAUACAGGCUCGCCCCUGAACACCCUUUGCCAAUAGCCUAUGAAGAUUCCUGGGAAACAUGGCUAACUGAGCACGGUGAUUUCAGUAAAAUCUAUAUAGGAGGCGACAGUGCUGGAGGCAAUAUAGUUCAUAAUAUUCUUCUCCAAGCUGGGGCAGAACCUUUACCUGGGGAUGUGAAAAUCGUGGGUGGAUUUCUAUCUCAUCCUUACUUCUGGGGAUCAAAGCCAAUUGGGUCCGAAACAGAAGAAGAAAUUGAGCAGAAUCUGGCAUGUAAGAUUUGGUUAUUUGUUUAUCCAUCAGUUCCUCGCGGGAUUGACAAUGCGAUGAUCAAUCCAUUUGUUGAUGAUGCCCCGAGCUUAUCGGGGCUGGGGUGUUCAAUAGCUUCGCACGUUACUGAAAAACUUGGCAUCGAAAAGGAAUCAUGGCUAACUGAGCACGGUGAUUUCAGUAAAAUCUAUAUAGGUGGCGACAGUGCUGGAGGCAAUAUAGUUCAUAAUAUUCUUCUCCAAGCUGGGGCAGAACCUUUACCUGGGGAUGUGAAAAUCGUGGGUGGAUUUCUAUCUCAUCCUUACUUCUGGGGAUCAAAACCAAUUGGGUCCGAAACAGAAGAAGAAAUUGAGCAGAAUCUAGCAUGUAAGAUGUGGUUAUUUGUUUAUCCAUCAGUUCCUGGUGGGAUUGACAAUGCGAUGAUCAAUCCAUUUGUUGAUGAUGCUCCGAGUUUAUCGGGGCUGGGGUGUUCAAGGCUGCUGGUUUGUUUAGCGGAGAAGGAUCCAUUGACGUCGAGAGGAAUUCUUUAUGUUGAGACCGUAAAGAAAAGUGGUUGGAAUGGGGAGGUGGAGAUGGUGGAGGUUGAAGGAGAAGAUCAUUGCUUUCAAUUCUUGAAUCCUGAAACAGAGAAAGCAAAGGAUCUGAUCAAGCGUUUGGCUUCGUUUAUUUCAUACUAA